Talaromyces proteolyticus is the source of this 1947-nucleotide messenger RNA. Its product is annotated as fungal-specific transcription factor domain-containing protein. Gene Ontology annotation, biological process: regulation of DNA-templated transcription; DNA-templated transcription. The transcript has 8 exons. The coding region runs from base 1 to 1947 and encodes 648 amino acids. NCBI's taxonomy places the organism in Eukaryota, Fungi, Ascomycota, Eurotiomycetes, Eurotiales, Trichocomaceae. Gene Ontology annotation, molecular function: DNA-binding transcription factor activity, RNA polymerase II-specific; DNA binding; zinc ion binding. The record is from RefSeq and is a predicted model, not a curated record.
AUGGCUUCCAGCGACCGUAUGGAAAAUAUCAACGCCAUAACACAGCCCAAGAAACGCACAGCAGCUGCGUGUCGUUCGUGUCAUACCCGUAAAGUAAGAUGCAGUUUGGCGCAGACCGGAUCGCCUUGCACUAAUUGCUCUCUUGACGGCAUUACGUGCGAGGCGCGGGUUAGCAGAAUUCCACCAGGCAGGGAGCAAUUGUCCCAGCUUGACGUCCUGGUCAAGUCACUGAAUGACUCGUCGAGUCGGGUCAAGUAUAGGCGCGAAUGUCAAGCACAAGCCCACACAGGUUCGCCGAACAGCGAAGAUCUAACCUCAAGACCACAACCCCCUGAGGCUGACGGGGAUUGCUAUAAGCCUGGCAGCCCCUAUCGGCUACUAACAGAGCAUUUCAGGCACUAUGGAACGGAGGAGACUCUUGACCAAGAAUCACAUGAUACAGAGACUCUAACUCCUAUAUAUGGGGAUCCGCGAGGCGUUGCCCUAGUCGCGGAUAUAUGCGAACCCCAGCUGAAGAACAAGAGUGGACAUUAUCUAGUCCCGCCAAUGGUCUCGGCGAAUAUCGGCUCUGAAACGAUGGAUUAUUUACGACGUAAAGGCGUCUUUGAUCUACCUCCACCGAUCGUAUGCGUAAUGAUGAUAAAGACAUACUUCCGCUAUGUUCAUCCCUUUUUUCCCAUUAUCGAACCACGCUCGUUUCUCGAGUUAUAUGAAAGUAAUGAGCGAGAAAAUUUGAGCCUUCAGCUACUUUGGAGUAUUUUUCUGGCGGCUGCGAAUUUUGCGGACCAGAACACGCUCGAGGCCGCUGGCUUUUCGAGCCGUAAAAAAAUGAAACACGCGAUGUAUACGAAAGCCAAGGCAAGAAUAUCAGUCCUAUAUGAUACGGAGUAUGAAAGGAAAAGGAUUACUUUGAUUCAAUCUGUGCUGUUAAUGGAGUUCUGGUACUCUGAUACCGAGGACCGGACUGGCCCGUGGUAUUGGAACGGCAUCGCCAUCAGCCUCUGCCACACCAUUGGCCUCCAUCGUCAACCAGAUACUGGAACAGACCGGAUGGGAAUCAUAAGUUCACAGGAACGAAGAUUGUGGAGGCAGAUCUGGUGGUGCUGCGUAUAUCGUGAGACUUGGUUUUCUGCCGGGAUGGGUCGACCGAUGCGCAUCAAUCUUGCCGACUGCAAUACGUCGAUGCCGGAUAGCAGGGACUCCAACAAUUUGUUAUCAGGUAUCACGGAUGAGAUACGUCUGAAGUACCUGCCGGAUGACUGUGGAUAUCUUUUAGAGCUAUGGAUAGAACUACUCCGUAUCACAUCCAUUUUAUCGAGGAUUCUUUCGGUUCAACAGUGUGUAAAACGAACGCUGCAUACUCGAGUCGAGGUUGAGGAGAUUGAGAGGCAGCUUCGAGCGGUUCACUAUCGCGUUGACAAUCUUACUUCGCGUUCUAAUAGUCGGAUCGCUUCCCUACAUUUGUAUCACCUCGAGAUCUAUUCGGAGUCUGUCUUACUGACACUAUAUCGCCCAUUUCUUCUUGAAACAUCUGAAAUGAAUACGGAAGCUUGCCAUAGAGAGUGGGGGGUGAUCGUUGAACGAAAAACAAGGGCAGCGGCAAUAAAUACCAAUGCAAUUCUGAGCAAAAUGAUUAGAGCUGAUAUGAUCAACGAAUGCCUUUCAAUGAUUUGCAUUGCUCUAGUUCCGACAUUACAAAUACAUCUUCUCGAUUGUGUGUCACUGAGACUACCCGUGCAACGACUGGGCAACUGUCAUCUUGACUUAUGUAUGAUUGUUGUUGAAGAGUUAAAGACUACAUACUUUGGGGCUGAAAUCCUUUUCCGAAUGUUCUCCGGGGCAAGCAGGCAUACGACUACGACAGCCGAGGAACAGUUUCCCCAAUUUUCUGAUGUUUGGUCUCCCUAUUUCAACAAUGAGUUUUUGAACAUGCCAUGGUAUGUAUGA